This is a messenger RNA of Naegleria lovaniensis, 831 nucleotides long. RefSeq lists its product as uncharacterized. The coding region runs from base 1 to 831 and encodes 276 amino acids. The transcript has a single exon. The record is from RefSeq and is a predicted model, not a curated record. NCBI's taxonomy places the organism in Eukaryota, Heterolobosea, Eutetramitea, Acrasida, Naegleriidae.
AUGUCAUCAACUAACAAUGAAACACCAUCGUCUUCGUCUGUCGUUGUCGGAGGAAAUUCUAUUACUGAUCCAAAGUCAUUGUUCAAAUAUCCUACCUAUGAAGAUUAUUUGGAUGAGAAAAUAACAACUAAAGAUUUGUUUUACCUUGAAAAUCAAGAUCUUGCAAGAGCCAUCAUUGAGAAUGAAUUUAAGAGAUAUAACAUUUUGUCAAGGGAACAAUUUGAAGAACAGAAAAAAAAGUACAUGUUGAGCUUGACUGUAAAAACUCCUUCUUUGAGCACUGGCAUGAUGGGCUCUGGAAACGAUUCGAACAAAACUGAUCGGUUAUGUUCCUUUGGAAAAGAUUUGAGGAAUUAUCCUCUGCUAAAUGAACUGGCAAAGCGUGAAGCCAAAGUAAGAAGUGGAAGACUGAAUACCAUAAUUUUCAUUCGAGAUUAUGACAAGAAAGGGAAUGAAGUCAGUGGAUACAUUGAUUAUGGACACCGUCUUAAAUCUGAAGAUUUUGAAGAGUAUUUCAGUUUAAAAAAAAGGUUAAUGCCGAAAACAUCCGAUCUCAGUUAUUACAACUGGAAAACACAAACAGUUUCAUAUAACAAUAGUUCAACGUUUCAGGUUAUUGCGAACAGUGAGAACGGACUGUUCUUUAGACACAGACGAGAUAGAAAAGUUAUUAGCGUCGAUCCUAAAAGCAAUUCUGACGGCACCCUGAACGGGGACAACUCAAUUCUUCAAGACACGAGCGUUGGUGACAACAGUGAGAGAAGAGUGAUCAAAACCGAUGAAUAUCUGCAGGUUAUUCUUUACGAACACAGGCCUAGACGAAAAAAUUAG